CAGUUCAAGUUUAGCUAAAAUACGUUCGAUGCCUCGUUCGUGUUUCUGAUGCGGCGACGCCUCUUGUUCUCAGCAAGUGCUAAUCAUCGAAAGGCUGGGGGUUGUGCGGAAUGGCAUCUGUAUCCAUUCAGCCACAGUUCCGUCUCACCCAAACCCCAUCUAAGGUGCUGCACUUGAGAAACUUGCCAUGGGAGUGUACUGAGGAGGAAUUGAUUGAGCUUGGGAAGCCCUUUGGUAAAGUUGUCAACACAAAGUGCAAUGUUGGAGCGAACCGAAAUCAAGCUUUUAUAGAAUUUGCUGAUUUAAAUCAAGCUAUUGCAAUGAUAUCAUAUUAUGCUUCAUCAUCAGAGCCUGCUCAGGUACGGGGGAAGACAGUUUACCUGCAGUAUUCUAAUAGGCAAGAGAUAGUCAACAACAAGACAACAGCUGAUGUUGCUGGAAACGUUUUGUUGGUAACCAUUGAAGGUGCAGAUGCACGCCUUGUCAGCAUUGAUGUUUUGCACCUGGUGUUUUCUGCCUUUGGGUUUGUGCAUAAGAUUACUACCUUUGAGAAAACGGCUGGGUUCCAGGCUUUGGUUCAGUUUUCUGAUGCAGAAACUGCCUCUUCUGCAAAAAAUGCCCUGGAUGGAAGAAACAUCCCUAGGUAUCUGUUUCCUGAGCAUAUUGGACCAUGUACCCUUAGGAUCAAUUACUCUGCUCAUACAGAUUUGAGUGUAAAAUUUCAGAGCCACCGGAGCAGGGACUACACUAAUCCAAACCUUCCUGUCGCACCAUCAGCUAUAGAUGGAGGUGGUCUGUUAAGUGUAGGUCUUGAUGGGAAAAAAUUAGAACCUGAGAGUAAUGUCCUUCUGGCAUCAAUUGAGAACAUGCAAUAUGCUGUCACCUUGGAUGUUCUGCACAUGGUUUUUGCUGCUUUUGGACCUGUGCAGAAGAUUGCAAUGUUUGAUAAGAAUGGCGGACUUCACGCUUUGAUUCAAUACCCUGAUGUUCAGACAGCUAUUGUAGCCAAGGAAGCAUUGGAAGGACACUGCAUCUAUGAUGGAGGGUUUUGUAAACUUCACAUCACAUAUUCUCGCCAUAACGAUCUUAGUAUAAAGGUUAAUAAUGAUCGGAGUAGAGACUAUACAAUUCCUAUUACCUCCAUGUUGAACCCUGGGCCUUCUAUUCUGGGGCAACAGCCUGUUCCUACAGUUGGCCCCCCUGCUCAUCCAUACAGUGGAACUCAGUUUGCUUCUCCUCCAGACCAUCCAGUGAUGCCUCAGCCUUCAGCUGGGUGGGCUGCAGCUGUUCCAGUAGCACCCCAUUCUAUGCCUGCGCAGAUGAAUAAUCAUCCUUACUUGCCACCUGGAUCUGUGCCACCCCAAAUGGGCCCUGGAAUGAUGCAGAUGCCAGGCCAUAGUGGCCUACCACAGGGUGCUGCAAUGCCACCAUCUUAUAGACCUGGCCAAACGCAAUAGGUUGUGGUCUAUAUAGUAGUUUUACUUAUCGGUUCCAUGUUCAACAAUCUGCAGAAUGGAUUUGUGCGGAUUUUGCAUUUGAAGAAGGGGGAGUGCCCCUCUACAACCCAUUCUAUCUGUGAAGAUCUCAAAUUUGAAUGCUGAAGUGAUUUAAAUAUUUCUUUCACCAAUUUUGGAGAUGAGAUUCUGAAAACAAAAGGUUGAGCGCCUUUUGUAGGCCCAGCACUAUUGUGAACCCUGGCUGUAUUUAAUUGGUAUUAUGAAAUUUCAAAAUACUCGCAUUUUGCUUCA
Messenger RNA from Hevea brasiliensis (rubber tree), 1748 nucleotides. RefSeq names its product polypyrimidine tract-binding protein homolog 2. The coding region runs from base 111 to 1457 and encodes 448 amino acids. Gene Ontology annotation, cellular component: nucleus. NCBI's taxonomy places the organism in Eukaryota, Viridiplantae, Streptophyta, Magnoliopsida, Malpighiales, Euphorbiaceae. Gene Ontology annotation, molecular function: mRNA binding. The transcript is spliced from 11 exons. The record is from RefSeq and is a predicted model, not a curated record. Gene Ontology annotation, biological process: regulation of RNA splicing.